AUAUUUGUUGUAAGAGGUUAAUUAAACCUGUGUAAGUAAUAAUCAACAAUUUCAGUCACGUUAUCGUUGUAUCGCAUAUUUAAAGAAGUUUAAUUAAAUGAUAAAUAUCCAUUUGAAGAAUUCCAAUUCAUUGUAAGAUUGUGAUGCAUUCAGAAUAUUGUGAAAAUUUACUUUUUUUUACGUUUACAAUGUGUCCACUAAAUUUUCACCAUGCUUGAUUAUUUCAAGAAUUUACUCAUGUUUACGUAAGGCAACUAGUUUGUGAUGUAAUCAAAAAGAAUUAUCUUUUUUCCUCAUCAUUAUUCACAGAAAAACAAUCUCCGAAAAUGUCUGUUAAAUUUUGUCUUCUCGUCGGGGUUGUUCUAUUGGGAACGACAGGAAUUUCAGCGUGGAAAAUAAAUCUAAAUGAAAGUACUAUUAAAAUACAUAUGGAUAGUACAGUAUCGGUUCAAUUUAAUGUUACCGAUUUACCUGCAACAAGUUCUUCAAAAGUAGAAAUAACAGCUGAAAGUUCAGACACAAAUAUUGCAACUAUUAGUCUUCCUGUUUUUCGUUAUGAUAAAAUAGAAAACGGAGUUUGGAAAGAUUUCAUCAACGUAACAGGUGUAUUUUUGGGAAAGGCGAAAAUAUCAGUGACCAUCAAUCACAAUGGGGAAAUAGUGAGAUCGAAUGAAUCGAACGUUAUUGUGACACGAAGAGAGAGAGUUAUUGAUAUAAUAUUCACAGCAAGUGUCGCAAUUCUUGUUUCGAUUUUAUACAUUAAUUUUGGUUGUGCCAUGGAUUGGGACUUGUGUAAAAAGACUUUGAGAAGACCAGUAGGACCAGUAAUUGGUUUCGUUUGCCAAUUUCUUUUUAUGCCUUUGAUCAGUUACGUUAUUGGUUAUGUUCUGUUUCCUGAUUAUCCUGAAAUGCAAUUGGGAAUAUUUUUCACCGGCAUUAGUCCAAGUGGUGGAGCAUCAAAUAUUUGGACACUAAUGCUUGGCGGAAAUUUAAAUCUUUCGAUUACUAUGACCACUUUGUGUACCAUAGGAGCUUUUGCAUUUAUUCCCUUCUGGCUGUUUACAUUGGGUAAACAUAUCUUCGAUCGAGGUACACUUAAGGUUCCUUAUUCGAAUAUUGCGACUUAUGCAAUUGCUCUUGUCGUUCCGCUUGGAAUUGGAUUUCUUUUACAGAGAAAAAUGCCAAGAUUUAGCAAAAUGAUGGUUCGGAUAAUGAAACCGUUUUCUAUUAUUCUAAUAAUUUUUAUCAUCAUUUUUGCCAUCGUCACAAAUCUCUAUCUUUUUAAAUUAUUCUCCUGGAAGAUAAUUCUUUCCGGCUUGGGGCUUCCAUGGCUUGGAUAUAUUCUUGGACUUACUAUGGCACUAAUAUUUAAACAACCAGGACCAGAUGUUCGUGCCAUUUCAAUUGAAACAGGAAUUCAAAAUACUGGAAUUUCUAUAUUUUUGUUAAGAUUCGGUCUUGAACAGCCAGAAGCCGAUCUUACGACAGUUGCCCCCGUCUCAUGUGCAAUAAUGACGCCGCUUCCUUUGAUUUUAUUGUACAUAAUAAAAUUAAUAUUGGAUCGUAGAAAAGAAAAAUUGGCAGCAUCAAUGGAAAAGUUACAAAAUUCUGUUCCUGCAAUUAAAACACUUUCAUAAGUGCGUGCAAGCUCAAUUUUUUGUGAUACUGUUAUCGAAAGAAAAGCUAGAAGUCUACGUUUCUUAUAAGAAAACAAAAAUAGUUAUUUCGAAGAAAAAAUACAGAAUAACUAUAAAUUAAAAAAUAAGGUAUUUAAAAAUCUUCCAUCAAUUUAUAAUCAAUUUUUUACAAAAAAAAAUUUCUAAAAUUUAUUUUCAUGGACUUAUUUUGUUAAUAAUUUAUAAAUUAUAUUUUACAAGUUAAUUUAUUGUUUAAUCAAUUGUUUACAUACUUAUCUAUGUAAACAAUUAUGUUUGUUUAAUUUUUCUAGUUGUAAUGGAAAAAUAGGUAUCAUAUUAUAAUAUUUAAAUUGAUAAAUUAUUUAUUGUUGGGUAAAUCAAAAAUAUUAGGUAUCAGUCUGAAACAUUUACGUUUAAAAAUUGUGUAUCAAAUGUUAAAUAAUUGUUACAAAAAAAUUGUAUGCUUUUAUAGUAGGAAUAUUCCACUUUGUUAGUAAUUGUUGGAGAAUCAUUUUGUUAUCUGUGAUAACAAUCAAACUUGAAUUGCGAUAACACAGCAAUUUGUAUUAUAAUAUAAAUAUUGUAUUAUAAUACAAAUAUAAUAGAAUUAUAAAUAUUUAUAAUACAUGUAAUAUAGAAAAAGAGGUCACAAUGUUAUGCAAGAGAUUAUGAGGUUUUUUUAAUUUUUUAAUUUUAACGUUUUUUUAUAAUUUGAGUAAAUUUUUUUUAUAAA
Leptopilina heterotoma is the source of this 2370-nucleotide messenger RNA. RefSeq names its product ileal sodium/bile acid cotransporter. NCBI's taxonomy places the organism in Eukaryota, Metazoa, Arthropoda, Insecta, Hymenoptera, Figitidae. The record is from RefSeq and is a predicted model, not a curated record. The coding region runs from base 327 to 1637 and encodes 436 amino acids. The transcript is spliced from 7 exons. Gene Ontology annotation, cellular component: membrane.